GCCUCGCUGCCUCACCAUCUCGCUCUUCCCUAUAGCGUCACGUUCUCUUCUUGCGCUCCUAACGCAACUUUUUCUCUGGAGUGUGACACAAUAACUGAGUGCUCUGCCAAGCAAUGUCAGGGGAGGAGCGAGGAUGGUGGGUUUUAGUGGUGAUGGUGUCAGUGGCAGCAUCAGGGUACACACAGGGGCUGGGAGAUGUACACACCUCUGCUGCCUCUGUGGCCCGCUUGGUGGAGGCUGAGCAAGCAGUAGUCGCCGCCCUUCAAGAUUACGUGACGAAGGAGGAUGCUCGCCUAGAAGUUAUCAGAAGGUACGUCGAGAGUUGGCGCGGCAGCGCGGCAGACUACGUGCACAACCCCAUCAACAGUUACUUCUUCAUGCGGCGCCUCACCCAAGAUUUCCUCCCCGUGCAGGACGCGCUCCACCCUCCUUCCACGGCAGAUUUACACGAAAACAUGUCCUCGCUAAGGGGGAACCUGAAUUUACCUGAGGAGACUGACCUUAACGGCGUUGCCUUUGCCUUAGUGCGCCUCCAGGACACUUACAAUCUCACCGUGGACGACUUGGUGGAAGGGGACAUUCGGGGAAGGAAAGCUGUACAGGUACUGUCAGCUGACGACUGUUUCCGUCUUGGCCAGCAGAGCUUUAACAACCUGGAAUUUGACCUGAGUGAACAAUGGUACCGGAAAGGCCUCGAGCUCCUGGCAAAUCAGCAGCCUCUCACGCGGGAGGAACAAACCAGGAUAGAGCGAGUGAGCCGCCAGCAGGAGCACCGCGUCUUGAUGAGUAAAAUGGUGACGGAGAUGGCCCGGCACUCCAACUCAGAAAUGCUGGACAACUUCUCUGGCCUGGGCAUUCCUAUUUCCUUCCAGCAGGAAAUAUAUGCCAACCACAAAGGCGCAGAAGCAGUGAAGAGGCUCGAUGACCUCUACCGUCGUUUAUGUCGAGGCGAACAGAUUCAGUCUCCCGAGGCGUUUAUUGGCAUGAAGUGCGGCUAUGUGUUUGGGGGUUCCGCCUACCACCGCCUCAUGCCCUUCAAGGCGGAGCUGCGGUGGGCCGACCCAAUAAUUGUUGUGUACCAUGACGUGUUGACAGAGGCUGAGACGGAGGCGGUGAAGCAGUUGUCCCUGCCUCGCCUGGCCACCACCAUGGUUCAUUCCUUCACCACGCAUCAGAUCCGCAAAUCCUUGGCCAGGGUUGGCAAGACUGCGUGGGUGAAAAGAGGAGACGACCCUGUUGUAGACAAAAUACUGCAGAGGAUCGAGUACAUGACGGGACUCAGCACCCUCACCUCUGAGGACCUCCACGUGCUUAACUACGGGAUCGGUGGCCAUUACGACGCUCACGUUGACUUCUUUGACCUGGAAGAAAAAUCUCUGGACAAGACGCCUCACCAAGGGGAUCGUCUGGCCACCAUGCUCUUUUAUCUGAAUGACGUGGAGGCGGGAGGGUCGACAGUGUUCCCAACGUUAGGAGUGGAGGUGGCUGCCAGACGAGGCUCGGCGCUCUUCUGGUUCAAUCUAAAACGCAAUGGACGAGGAGACUAUCGCACGGUGCACGCCUCUUGUCCCGUCCUGCUGGGAGAGAAGUGGAUUGCUAAUUUAUGGCUACACGAGUGGGGGCAAGAGUUUCGGUGGUCAUGUACGCUGGACCCCGAGGAGUGAGCCUGACCUGCACUCCUUGAUUCUCAGCACCCUCCUCACCCAACCACGCCGCCAACACCUGCCUCCUACAGCGUCCAUCCCACAGCCUUCCACUCUCUUCAUUCUCAGCACUCCUUCUCUCCGAUAAUCUUGCUUGAAAAAAAAUAAGUAACUGUAUUGGUUAUUGUAGAUUUGAGAGAGAGAGAGAGAGAGAGAGAGAGAGAGAGAGAGAGAGAGAGAGAGAGAGAGAGAGAGAGAGAGAGAGAGAGUGUGUUAUUAUUCUCUCAAGGGCAAGGUGGUGUGAGGCCGCUGAUAAUACCCUCCGUCUCCUGCUGAUUGACGUGCCUGUCAUAAAACCUCGCAUUUUUAUCAAGAAAUAUUCACACACACACACACACACACACACACACACACACACACACACACACACACACACACACACACACACACACAUGCACAAUCCCACACACACUCGGCUUACAACCGAUAAGACCCGGGUUCGAGUCCCAGGCGCUGCGAGGCAAAUGGGCAAGCCUCUUAAUGUGUAGCCCCUGUUCACUUAACAGCAAGUAGGUACAGAAUGUAAUUCGAGGGGUUGUGGCCUCGCUUUCCCGGU
Messenger RNA from Portunus trituberculatus (swimming crab), 2259 nucleotides. Its product is annotated as prolyl 4-hydroxylase subunit alpha-2-like. Lineage: Eukaryota; Metazoa; Arthropoda; Malacostraca; Decapoda; Portunidae. The record is from RefSeq and is a predicted model, not a curated record. Gene Ontology annotation, molecular function: procollagen-proline 4-dioxygenase activity; protein binding; L-ascorbic acid binding. Gene Ontology annotation, biological process: peptidyl-proline hydroxylation to 4-hydroxy-L-proline. Gene Ontology annotation, cellular component: endoplasmic reticulum. The transcript is spliced from 10 exons. The coding region runs from base 114 to 1664 and encodes 516 amino acids.